AUGGGUAAACGAGCCUUACUCUCUAAUCUGAAAGUGUUAUUGCUCGAAGGUAGACAAAGUCAAAAGUUUGAUUUGAAACCAGAAUAUAGUAAUAGAGUAGUUGCUUUAAAUCAAAAUACUAAGUCCUUAAUGAAUUCCUUAAAUGUCUGGGAGCAUGUCGAAAAAAUGCGUCUUCAGCCUGUGAGAUACAUGCAGGUUUGGGAUGCUUGUUCAGAUGCCUUAAUUUCAUUCAGCAGUUCUGAUGUACUAGAUGAUGAUGUAGCAUACAUUGUUGAAAAUGAUUUAUUGCUUCAUGCUAUAGACAAAGAAUUGAAAAGCCCAAAUGUCAAAAAUGUUGACAUAGUUUACGGGGCAAAAAUUUCUGGUUAUGAGUUGCCACAAAAAAAUGAUCUGAAAAUGGAGACCAUCGUUAAUAUGAACAAUGGAGAUGCAUAUACAUGCCAGCUGUUGGUACUUCACUUCAUA
This is a messenger RNA of Iphiclides podalirius (scarce swallowtail), 465 nucleotides long. Lineage: Eukaryota; Metazoa; Arthropoda; Insecta; Lepidoptera; Papilionidae. The record is from the annotation of a GenBank genome assembly.